Verruconis gallopava is the source of this 3038-nucleotide messenger RNA. RefSeq lists its product as hypothetical. NCBI's taxonomy places the organism in Eukaryota, Fungi, Ascomycota, Dothideomycetes, Venturiales, Sympoventuriaceae. The transcript has 3 exons. The record is from RefSeq and is a predicted model, not a curated record. Bases 764 to 2830 code for a protein of 688 amino acids. Gene Ontology annotation, molecular function: protein binding.
CUCGCAUGUUCCUCUUUCCUGCCCGUAGACCGAAGACACCAAGCCGUCGACGAUGCUUGUGCGGUAGCGAGCAUCACGCAGCGCUCCUGUCGCCAUGAGUGUGGAGCUUGCUCCGGGCUCCGUGCCCUUGAAGGAGGCCUCGAGCGAAGAGGUCAUCGCCUGGGUCAGGGCCGCCAUCGAGGCCAGUCAUGAAGACGCGAGGAAGGCCGACGAUGGGCCGACGAAUGUUGAGCUCCAGCAGAACGGCGUCACCGUCGAUCUGACGCACAAAAACAUCGUGGAGCUGCCCGAGGAAGCGAUUGAGAUCAUGAAGGUCGAGAUCGAGAGGUGAGUCGGGCCAAAUAACGUGACCGGCAUCUGCUGUGCUCGGCCUACCCAUCAUUCCUGCAAAACACGGAAUUGUGCUUGGUAGCCUUAAUGUCUGAUCCGUGCCAGGCUUGCAAUAUCCCACAAUCGGCUUACUUCUUUCCCUCUGAAGCUGGCCGACUGUCGACGGCUCCGCUACCUCAAUGUACGGUACAACGCACUCAAAGACGUGCCCAAAGCGAUCCUACAACUCGAAUCUUUGGAGAUUCUGGACCUGAGCCGAAACCGCAUCAAGGUUCUUCCCGAGGAAAUCGGAAACUUGACAUCAUUAAAAGUACUUGCCAUCUCGCGCAACCGUAUCGAGAGGCUUCCGAUAAGGCUAUGUGAACUUAGUAGGCUUCAGUUGCUCAAAUUUGAUGACAAUCCGCUGGUUUUCCCCCCUCCGGAGUCGUACUCCAUGGAUUCACUGCAGCCGAAGCCCACAGCGCCCGGAGAGCUAGAGGCGAUUGUAACUGGCAAGAUCAAACGAAGCCUCUACAAAGCGAGCAAGCGAGGUGCAUCCAGCAAAGAUCUUGACACCGAUUUUGACCCCGCCAAAACACCUCGACCAGCACCACGCAAGGGUUCUGGACGCUAUCCAGUCAAGGCCAGCAGAGACGACAUCGACCAGGCCGUGACUUCACCUCCAGACGCGCCUCCCGUUCCUUCUAUUCCAUCGAAGCAUCAGAUGCGAUCGGAUUUAUCUGUUCGAGGCGUCAGCCGCAGUCAGCGAGGACUCAACGCCAGUACGGACGCGCCAAUAUUAUGGUCUCCAAACUCUUCAUUUGAACGCCAGACUCCUUCCGACUACUCCAAUCAGCUCACCGGUUCGACGCUUCGAUCAGAUCAUCGCUCUCAUGCUAUAAUAACACCGAGGCUACCCCCCAGUUCCGCAAAGCUAUCUGAUUCAUCUACCUUGAUGACUUCACCAGACAGCUCUGAUGGAUCAGGUAUGACAGCCAUUCUCAUGGGCCAGGGUGGAAAUGUCGUUACCCAAUUUCAGCCGAAUCUUUCAAGGUCCAUAGACUCUGCCCGAAUCAUCUCAUUAUGGACAAAAGCCAUCGUUCACGGGUCGAGGGCCCUGCUAGCGUUCAUCAAAAUUCUAGAAUACAUUCGAGGAAGCGUCGUCAACGGAGAAUGGGGCGAAGCGCAACUCACACGAGUUGAUUCUCUCCUAAGAUCAUUGCGAAACGCACUACGAAGCCUAGAAGAUCGACGCUUGCUGCUGCCCAUCACCCAGACACCAAGGCAGAUGAACCUCAUAGGGAGAUCGAUCUCAAGCACACUGCUGCAAGUGUUUGAUCUCACAGGGGUAUCCCGAGCACUACUGCAAGACACACUCUCGAAGGUGGUAACGGACGAUGUCAUCACGAAGCUUCUCACCGUUUCCAUCGCUUUGGGCGACAACACGGAUCUAGCAUCAUGCAUUGCAACUGCACAGUAUCAGCUGAUCAGUGCUCGUGUGGUGAUGAUGAAGGCAAGGGCCCUCUUACCAUCUGAAUUCUUUCAAAAGCUUGAAGCAUCUCAAGCAAGUGUGGUAGCUCGUCGGCAUUAUGCUCCCUCGAUGGGAGCCAUUAGUACGAAUGCAUCUUCACUUGGAAACCCGUCAGUUAAUACGGCUGUCUCUCUGGCCGUCCGUCCAGUGCAGAGUGCCACGCAGUCACCAGUUGGUCUAAGCGCAAGCAGUUCCGUCGUCGACUUCCCCAGCUCAAUGAGCUUUGCGUCCUCGCCGACGGCAAGUGAGCCUCCUUUUAGCUCGUGGAGUAAUCGUAUGGUCGACCCUGAGGACGCUCGACGAACAGAAGUCCAGGAUCUUCAAUAUACGAGACUGCUCAGCCUGCUCAACAGAGUCAUACAGGCUUGCUUAAGCCCUGAGUAUUCUGCGCUCAAAUUCCUAACGGAGUGCAUUCAAGACAAAGAUCAACAGGUGCAAGCAAAUCCCGGCGCUCCUGGUAACACGCCAAUGGCAUUAAGGAUGUGGCAUGAGACCGCCGAAUCACUAACGAAGACCCUUGCAAUGGUCGAAAAGGUCGUAGAAUACCUUCCACUCGCCCCGACUGCCAAAGAGUUCAACGAAAUGCAGCAGCUUCAAGAAUACAUUCGAUUCAUGAUCUCGUUCUGGGGUGACUUCUGUGCCACUGUAUCCUCGAUCCGACGAGCAGGUUUGUGGAAGGGAAUGCCAGGGAUGAUUCCUAAAUACAUGCAAAUGAUACACGUUCCGAUUAAGGAGUUCUCAAAGUACCUCAAAGCAAGCCCCCAGUGGAUGCAUUUGGCGAUGGACACGAGUGUGCUUCCAGGGCGAGAGCAGGUGAUUGCCGCCCCCAACGGUGGCGAAAUAGCACCGGAGACGCCCAGUGAGAGCUUUCCCCCCACGCCGUUGGGAGCAGCGUUGGGACCCGCGGCGGCAGCAGCAAUGGCGAGACCGAAUGCUGCCUUCAUGUCCAGGUACGACCAAUAUGCAAGUGCGACGAAUCGGAGGUACUAGAUGUCAGUGAGGCAAAAGACUCGCCAUUUGAAGAUUGUAAAAUUCUUAUCACCUGUAUGGGUAUCGGAUGGCACAUUAUAUCUGCUGGUAUCGGAUAGUGCCCGUUGUACGGUUUUUGUGAAAUGUCUAAUUGCACACGCAAGCCAUAGCAUAGCGAAACACUGUAUUUUCAAGAUGCAAUUAAAUGCUUUACGCUCAGGUUAUCGAA